This is a messenger RNA of Salvia miltiorrhiza (redroot sage), 805 nucleotides long. RefSeq lists its product as uncharacterized. Lineage: Eukaryota; Viridiplantae; Streptophyta; Magnoliopsida; Lamiales; Lamiaceae. The record is from RefSeq and is a predicted model, not a curated record. The transcript is spliced from 3 exons. The coding region runs from base 182 to 805 and encodes 207 amino acids.
ACUCUAAAUAUCAGUAAAUAUAAAAUUGCUAACACGCUUAAAUGAACCAAAAUUGUAAAAAUGAGUGAAAAUCGUGAGUGGAUGUAUCAACGUUUUCUACCUGAUGGAGCUUUGAAUCCUGAUUUUCAAAGAGGUCUUCAACGUUUCAUUGAUUAGGCUAGCAGUAGACGAGAUUUAAUGGAUGGGGAAAAAAUUAGGUGCCCGUGUAGGAGAUGCGAUAAUAUACGUUUCCAUACUAGAAACAAUGUUCAAUAUCACAUUGCGAAGAAUGGAUUUGUGGGGGAUUACUAUAUUUGGAGGUUUCAUGGGGAAAUUGAAAUGGCUACGACUGAAUAUCAUAACUUGGAAGAACAAGAGGCCUUCUUUUAUUCACGAGGAUCACUGGCCUAAUUGGCUUAAGUACUGGGACUCUGAUGAAUUCAAAGCCAAAUCAGAGAUAGCAAAAAAGUGUAGGAUGUCUGAGCCUUUAGGUCCUGGAACUGGUCAAGUGAAGCACAAGGGAGGUUCGAGGUCUAUUCUUCAGUAUGCUGAAGAAGUGGCUAAAAGGAAAAGAGUGGAGCCGACUGAAUGUUUCUACGAUGCUUAUCAGAUCCUUCAUAAGAACAAGGAUGGUACUUAUACAGACGAGAAGUCUAGACAUAUUGGAGAAAGAAUGGAUGAAUUAGUUGCUUCUCAGAGUCAGCCUGUGGAUGAUGAUUCUGAUCCGCCAGAGAUCGAUAUGAACAAGGUGUACAUGGAGGCUGUUGGUGGACUCGACAAAAAGAAGAGAAUGUUUGGAGUUGGUGGACUUGCAAGCCAGCUAUAG